Molecule: messenger RNA, 6223 nt
Organism: Megalops cyprinoides (Indo-Pacific tarpon)
Lineage: Eukaryota; Metazoa; Chordata; Actinopteri; Elopiformes; Megalopidae
Product: mitogen-activated protein kinase kinase kinase kinase 4
Exons: 32
Coding region: 100-3834 (1244 amino acids)
Biological process (GO): protein phosphorylation
Molecular function (GO): protein kinase activity; ATP binding
Source: RefSeq, a predicted model, not a curated record
CAGCAGCAGCCAUGGACUGACACGCUUUCAGACCGUUAACUUUGAGAAAUUUAAGUAUAUGUCUUCUGUUUGAGUACAAUCGCCAAACGAAGCAUAGUCAUGGCUCGAGAUUGCACCACUAAAAGUUUGGAUAGUAUUGACCUGUCCUCUUUAAGGGAUCCUGCAGGCAUAUUUGAACUGGUGGAAGUAGUUGGAAAUGGAACCUAUGGGCAAGUGUACAAGGGGAGACAUGUCAAGACGGGACAGCUGGCUGCUAUCAAGGUCAUGGACGUGACAGAGGAGGAAGAAGAUGAAAUCAAGUUAGAGAUUAACAUGCUGAAGACGUACUCCCAUCACAGGAACAUAGCCACCUAUUAUGGUGCCUUUGUGAAGAAAAGCCCACCGGGCCAUGAUGAUCAGCUCUGGCUGGUGAUGGAGUACUGCGGGGCUGGCUCAGUCACUGACCUUGUGAAGAAAACUAAAGGGAACUGUCUGAAGGAGGACUGGAUCGCCUAUAUCUGCAGGGAGGUCCUGAGAGGCCUGCUACACCUCCACUCUCACCACGUCAUUCACCGUGACAUCAAAGGACAGAAUGUGUUGCUGACGGAGAACGCCGAGGUGAAGCUGGUGGAUUUCGGAGUCAGUGCCCAGCUGGACCGGACCAUUGGGAGGAGGAACACCUUCAUUGGCACCCCAUACUGGAUGGCCCCAGAAGUCAUUGCCUGUGACGAAAACCCAGGUUCUACCUACGACUACAGGAGUGACCUGUGGUCCCUGGGAAUCACUGCACUGGAGAUGGCCGAGGGGGCUCCACCGCUGUGCGACAUGCAUCCCAUGAGGGCCCUCUUCCUCAUUCCGCGGAACCCCUCCCCCAAGCUCAAGUCAAAGAAGUGGUCGAAAAGGUUUCUGAACUUCGUAGACAGCUGCUUGGUGAAGAAUCACCUGCACCGGCCCUCCACAGAGACCCUUCUCAGACACUCGUUCAUCAAAGACCUGCCCAACGAGCGACAGGUGCGCAUCAUGCUCAAGGAUCACCUGGACAGGACCAGGAAGAAAAAGGGGGAGAAAGAGGAGACUGAGUAUGAGUACAGUGGCAGUGAGGAUGAGGAGGAGGAGAUGAACGAGGACGAAGGAGAGCCCAGCUCCAUCGUGAACCUGCCGGGUGAGUCCACUCUGAGGAGAGAGUUUCUGCGGCUGCAGCAGGAGAAUAAGAGCCGCUCGGAAGCCCAGCGCCAGCAGCAGGUCCAGCAGCAGCAGCUCCGGGAUCAGGAGAGGUACAAGAAGCAGCUGCUGGCCGAGCGGCAGAAGAGGAUCGAGCAGCAGAAGGAAGAGCGCAGGAGACUCGAGGAUCAGCAGAGGCGGCAGCAUCAGGAGUCCGGCUUCCAUUGGCCAGAGCUGCAGGAGAUGCUGUGGAGGGAGGAGGCGGAGGCCGACGACAGAAGCGCUGCAGAGGAGAGGCGCAGGAGAAGCGACAGGAAACAGCUGGAAGACUCAGGCAAACAGAAGAUCGAUGCUGGCGGCAGACCAGUGUGCUCUCUGAUAGACCAGAGAAGAGCUGAGCCUCCGCCUCUGCCUCCUCCUCAGCAGCAGCAACAGCAGCAGCAGCAGCAGCAGCAGGGUAAAAAGUUCCACCGCACGCUGCCCAAAGACCAGGCCCAGCUGCUUUCGCUUCAGCACGACCACAGGCACAAGCAGAGGGAGCCCCAGAAGGCCGCUAGCGCCGCGCCUAGCUGCCCCGCAAAUAGCCAGCGCAGAGCGAUGGAUGACAGGACAAAGGCAUCAGACGCCCAUCUCUCCAACCUGAAUCGAGUGGCUGCUGGGCUCCCCCUGCAUGUGCAGUCCAGACUGGGCUCUGGGAGCAACUCCAGCCCCUGCACCCCAGCCCUGCAGAGAGCCGCUGUGCACCAGAAUGCCAACCUUCGCUCCAGCAGAGAUACUCCACACAGCAGCUCCAUGUCAGAUAUGGCCACCACUCCGAUAUCCCCCACCUUCGAUGAUGUCUUCUGGGACUUCCCUAGCUCUGAGGAUCGCCCCCCAAAGGUUCCGGAGCGUACAACAUCAAAAUUUUACUGUAAAGAUCUCCUGAGUCACCACAGAACGGCGUCAAGUGGGUUUCCUCAGUCUCCAGUGGAAAAGGGGGGGAAGUCAACCUCCUCACACAGCAGUUCCACCAGCAGCACCCAGUCAGGAUUUACCAGGAUCGAGAGCCCGCUUCUGCACAGCCGAAACCAGCAGUACAAAAAGCCCCAGGACCACUAUCCAGUAUCUCCACCACAGUACCAAGGCUUCGGCCUUUGCUCCGGGCCCAAGGCGAAUGUCAGUCCGUUUCCUAAGGCAACGGAGUACUCCUCCUCCAGCGAUGAGGUGGGGAGCAGCGAUGACGAUGAGAAGAGCCGGACUGCAAACAACGCAAAAGGGAAGUUCUUCAGAACGGCCCCAGACGGGAUCGUCCUACAGCCCCACUGCAAUCUGAACCAGCAGCAGCAGAGUGUAGCAGACCUUAAGCGCAGCCCCCUACCAAGGCCGAUAGGAUCAGAAUUCAAUCAGAAUUACCUUCUCCCUGAUCUCCUACAGAAGAGCCCCCCUCACAAGGCACCAGGACGGCUCCCCCGCGAGGCCCAGUACCCCCAGUCCCCCCCUGGCCACACCCAUCAAGUGGACAAGCCUGUAAAUGGUCAGCCUGGAAAGAGCAGCUCUUCUUCCUCCUCGUCCUCCUUCACGCACUUCAUCGACCCACGCCUGCUACAGAUCUCUCCUCCACUUAGCCCAGUGGGCAACAGCCCAACAAGCUGUAAGUCAGAGCCUUUCAGGAGAGAGAACCACAGGAAGGGAUCUGUGGUGAACGUCAACCCCACCAACAUCCGGCCCCAGAGCGACACUCCAGAGAUCCGCAAGUACAAGAAGAAGUUCAACGCUGAGAUUCUGUGUGCUGGUCUGUGGGGUGUGAACCUGCUAGUGGGCACGGAGAAUGGGCUGUGGCUCCUGGACCGCAGUGGACAGGGCAAGGUCUACUCUCUCAUCAGCAGGAGACGUUUCCAACAGAUGGAUGUCCUGGAGGGACUUAACGUUCUCAUUACUAUCUCAGGUAAGAAGAACAAGCUAAGGCUGUACUACCUGUCCUGGCUCCGGAACAAGAUCUUGCGGAAUGAUCCAGAAGUGGAGAAGAGACAAGGCUGGACAUCUGUAGGGGACCUGGAGGGCUGUGUGCAUUACAAAGUCGUGCGAUAUGAAAAGAUCAAGUUCCUCGUCAUCGCCCUGAAGAACGCAGUGGAGGUGUAUGCCUGGGCUCCCAAACCAUACCACAAGUUUAUGGCUUUCAAGUCCUUCACCUCGCUCCCUCAGAGACCCAUGUCCGUGGACCUGACCGUGGAGGACGGACAGAGGCUGAAAGUCAUCUACGGCUCCAUGUCGGGCUUCCACGCCAUCGACGUGGACUCGGGGACGCCCUACGACCUCUACCUGCCGACACACAUCCAGGGACUUAUCCGGCCCCACGCCAUCAUCAUCCUGCCCAACACCAACGGCAUGGAGGUCCUGGUCUGCUACGAGGACGAGGGGGUCUACAUCGACACCUACGGGCGCAUCACCAAGGAGACCGUGCUGCAGUGGGGCGAGAUGCCCGCCUCCGUAGCCUACCUUCAGUCCAACCAGGUCAUGGGUUGGGGAGAUAAAGCCAUUGAGUUGCGAUCGGCCGAAACGGGCAACCUGGAGGGAGUGUUCAUGCACAAGAAGGCCCAGAAGCUGAAGUUUCUGUGUGAGCGAAAUGACAAGGUCUUUUUUGCUUCAGUGCAGUCGGGGGGCAGCAGCCAGAUCUACUUCAUGACACUGGGGCAGAACUCUCUCUUCAACUGGUGAUCCCUGGAGCCUGGAGAGACCAUACCUAGGCCCUCAUUCUCAAUGCUUUUCGUGCAGACAGAUAGUCCACGCAGCCCAUUCGGUUUAAUAAUUCUGAACCUGAACUCUGAUGGAUUUUGAUAUCACAUGGAUUUUUUUUUUCUAAAAAGCACAAGUAUAUCAGAGUUCAUGGCCAAAACACAUUCAGAAUUGGUUUAGACAUGGGCUCCUGUUUGAGGGGAAGGAAUCUUUGCUCUGUAAACCUUGUACUGUUGUUGAAGUCAGUGAAGGUCCUGAGGUAUAAAACCUUAUGUUGUUGCUAUUGCCCAUGGCAUGUAAGGUGUGCAAUGAAGGUAGUCACAUAUUUUAAGCUCUAGAUAUAUACCUCGGAACAUUCAAACGAUUUCAUUAUUCCAAGUGGAUCUGUUUAAUAGAGAGCCCUCAAAAUAGGAUGGCCUGUUCAGUGCCUAAAUCCAAGAGCAGACAGCUGUUGGAUGAUCUCUUAGCUGUAGUGAAAUGUUAGAAAUGAUGUGAUUCACCCAUGCAUUAACCCCUCCGUCCAUACUCAGACAUGUGUCAGGUUUCAUUGGAUCCCAUUCUCGCUUUUCACGUUGCUGUGUCUCUCACCCAGAGUGAGCAUAGAGACUGUGUCAGGAAUCACAUGGACAGAGAUGCUCCUACUGUGGGUUAGAUUCGCACAGGAAUGAUCUCUGCUUACCAAGCAAACUUGCGUAUGCUGUUUAGAAGUUAAAGAGACUCGUAUUCAAUUAAAUAAAUUAAAUGUAAUUAAAAGACUUGGAAAGACCCCAUCAUCAGUUUCAUAGGAUAUUGUAAUUGAUGCACGAUGAAUAAUGUACUUUGAUGGGUACUAGUAAUAAAUCGCCGUUGAUCUGUGUAGUGUGGAGCAGAGUAUAGGGCCAAGAUUCAUUCACAUGUUGGCUCUGUAAAUGUGCCAUUAACAGUAAAAGCCUGGCUUGUGGUUAACUAAUAUCCCUUCUAAAAUAAAAUGAUAAAUAUUAGGAGCACUUUAAAGAUUAAUUUGUUCAAAUGUAAAAACUGAAACAUAAAACACAGUAUCAUUUUAGUUAUCUGUGAAGAGAAUUAAAAUCAAGCUCUGAAUCUCAGCAUUAAAAAUGGCAUGUUUCCCUUCACUAACACAGCAUGGUAAGACACUGUUCAGAUCUGAUAGCAGCUCCAAUAGCAGCUUCAAGGCAUGUGCACACACACACACACAGAGUGAUUGAUGUUCAUAUUUAUUUCAUAAAUGAAAAACCGAGGAGAUCCAUUUCCCUUACAUCAUUCACACUGCGAAAAAAUAAUGCCGUUUGUUAAUGAUACCCACCAUAUUACACAAUUUAUCUUGCAACUAUUCGAUUAACAUUUGCUCAUUACAUUCAUGAAGGGGUUCCCCCUUGCCUUACAGCUAAUGUAUGAGUGUUGUAAUAAUUAAAUUAGCUAUUGCUAGCCUGUACUUCCACCCCUGCAUUCCACAUGUCUGUCAGUAUUCAGGAGAGAGCUCUGCUUUUGCAUUUUAGUCAGAUAAUGGAAAAAGCAUUAUGAUGUUGCAUUAAUUCUUCUCAGAAGGCAAGUAUUUGCUUUAGACUUGUUCUGAAAGAGGCAAUAUAUUGCACUUGUUUUUUUAUGGAAAAGAGAUAUUUACCCUGGCUUGCUCCAAUAGGUCUUUGUGUACAUUGGCAGAUGUACAUAUUAUUUGCACUGUUUUUAUAGAUAUUUUAUAUCUACUGGUCAUCUGCAUGUACAGAAGAAAGGGGUUUUCAAAAUACUUAGUCCUUUGCACUAUUAUGAUUUAUUGUACUAUGUCUGUAAGAAAUGCUUUAUUCUAGUAGUAAUUAAAAAAAAACUGAAACACCUUUUAUUGUAUUCACACAUAGUCAGUAUUAUGUAAAUCUGAAGAAAGGGGGAUGUAUUAUGUUAGAAAUCCAUCCUAUAUACUGUAGGGCAGAUGGCUACUCUAGACACUUUACUUACUUUUAAAAUGUAUAAACAAGACAAAACAUGGACAAUCUCAGAGAUAAUUUUCACAAAAAGUGUUAUGUGUGAAUCAUGACUCUGGAAAAGUCUUCAACCAGUUUCCAGAUGAGUAAAGUCUGAGAGUCAGUGUUGUCAAUGAUCACAUGGAUACACCUCAGUUGUGCGCAAAAAUGCAGUUAAUUAUUGAUAACGGAAACCUGCCCAGGAAAAAACUACGUGGGUUUACUUAAAAAUGUGAAUCAAUGCCUAUGUUAUUGUACUAUGUAAUUGUGCUACGAGUAAGUGUUACAGUGUUCCUCCUUUUACAUUAUCUUAAAUCUACUUAUCCUACAGGUUUUAUGUACAAGUUAAAAUCCAGUUGUUUAUAAUUCUCUUAAAAGCAAUAUAGUUUCAGUGUUAUUGUGUGGGACUUUUCAAA